AUGUUCUCCAAACUGGUAGCUCUUUGCGCUGUAGUAGCGGUGUCCUCGGCCGGACUCCUGCCUGCUCCUGUACACUACUCUUCCGCAUCCGCCGUCUCCUCUCAGAGCAUUGUACGUCAUGACGAGCACGCGACUCCCGUCGCCAAGUUGACCGUCGCUGCCCCCGUCGCAUACCACGCUGCCCCUGCUGCAGUCGCCUACCACGCUGCCCCCGCCGCCGUCACAUACCACGCUGCCCCUGCUCCCAUCGCCUACCACGCGGCUCCUGCUUCCAUCGCCUACCACGCCGCUCCCGUCGCUAAAGUGGUUGCCCAGCCUGAAGAAAUCGCUUACCCUAAAUACGAGUACAAUUACUCUGUUGCUGACGGACACACUGGUGACAACAAGCAACAACAAGAGGUCCGUGAUGGUGAUAUCGUGAAGGGCUCAUACUCCUUCCAAGAAGCCGACGGCUCUGUCAGAACUGUGGAAUACUCCGCUGACGACCACAGCGGUUUCAACGCCGUAGUACAUAACACCGCCCCCACAGCUUCAGCUGCUGCUGUCUCGUCACAAAGCAUUGUGCAUCACGACCAGCCCCACGCUGUGGUUGCAGCUCAUGUAGGUUACCAUGCCGCACCUGUUGCAUACCACGCUGCACCUGUGGCCUACCAGGCUUCUCCCGUGCACUACUCUUCCGCCGCCGCAGUAUCUUCGCAAAGCAUCCAACGUCAUGAUCAGCCUCAAGCCACUGUAGCCCACUACGCUGCUACACCUGUGGCCCAUUACGCCACUGCACCUGUUGCUCACUACGCUGCGGCACCCGUUGCUCACUACGCUGCUGCACCUGUAGCCCACUACGCAGCACCUGCUCACAGACUCGUGUCCGCCCAUGACGAGGAGGAAUACGCUCACCCCAAAUACGACUUCUCAUACUCCGUAGCCGACGGUCACACCGGCGACAACAAGUCUCAACACGAGAGCCGCGACGGUGACGCCGUGCACGGCGAGUACUCUCUGCUCGAAGCUGACGGCUCUGUGCGCACAGUCCAAUACACCGCUGAUGCCCACAACGGUUUCAACGCUGUGGUCAGCAACUCCGCCCGUGCCGAACACGCCACUCAUGCGCCAGCGCAUAUCCUCGCACACCAUUGAUUUAGUCAAAACUCUUAACUAAUUAAUUAUUUAUUAUUUAUGUGUCGUUUCAAGGUAACUGUUAUUUUAAAAUGACAUACGAAAUAUAGCAAUACCAAUUGAUU
Molecule: messenger RNA, 1238 nt
Organism: Nymphalis io (European peacock)
Lineage: Eukaryota; Metazoa; Arthropoda; Insecta; Lepidoptera; Nymphalidae
Product: cuticle protein-like
Exons: 4
Coding region: 1-1134 (377 amino acids)
Cellular component (GO): extracellular matrix
Source: RefSeq, a predicted model, not a curated record